CAAAAGCAUCUUGGGAUAUAUAAAUGGCGGUCCUCGACCAUCGUAAAGCAAGAAAGAAUGGGUUUCUUUCGCUAAAUUUCGUUUUAUUUGCCAAAAAAUGUCAUCCCUAGGCUAACAACGCGCUCAUACUGCAAGAUAAGAGAACCAUACAGCAAAAAAUAUCGCUGGUUUUCGAUUGAAGACUAACGGAAAUUUAUAGCAGGCAAGGAUUUUUGUCCCUUACAUCAGCCGCCAUGAGUAUGCGAGCAGACAAGAAGACGAAGAUGCGGAUCCGGGCGUUUCCGAUGACAAUGGAUGAAAAGUAUGUGGAGGAUAUCUGGAAUCUACUGAAAAAUGCCAUCCAAGAAAUCCAAAAGAAGAAUAACAGUGGUCUUAGCUUUGAAGAAUUAUAUAG
Molecule: messenger RNA, 394 nt
Organism: Actinia tenebrosa (Australian red waratah sea anemone)
Lineage: Eukaryota; Metazoa; Cnidaria; Anthozoa; Actiniaria; Actiniidae
Product: cullin-3
Biological process (GO): ubiquitin-dependent protein catabolic process
Cellular component (GO): cullin-RING ubiquitin ligase complex
Molecular function (GO): ubiquitin protein ligase binding
Source: RefSeq, a predicted model, not a curated record